Molecule: messenger RNA, 2229 nt
Organism: Saccoglossus kowalevskii
Lineage: Eukaryota; Metazoa; Hemichordata; Enteropneusta; Harrimaniidae
Product: arylsulfatase I
Molecular function (GO): sulfuric ester hydrolase activity
Source: RefSeq, a predicted model, not a curated record
GAUUCCACAAAGUUGACAUUAUAUUUUCUAGGGCAAGGAAACACAAAUAUGGCGUUUCCACGCCCAUUUCCCGCACUGAUGCUGCUGUUUGUUACAGUCGUGGGCACACUCGGAGUCUCUGUAGCGCAGAGGCCGCCGAAUAUUCUCUUCAUUUUAGCGGACGACUUAGGUUGGAAUGAUGUUGGAUACCACAACCCAACGAUGAAGACGCCGAACAUCGAUAGACUGGCCGAAGAAGGCGUGAAACUCAACAGUUACUACAUGCCGUCAAUAUGCACCCCGUCGCGGAGUGUCUUUUUGACAGGACGAUACGAGAUUCGAUACGGUCUUCAACAUGGUGUUCUUGGACACUACCAACGUCGUUGUUUGUCCCUAGAAGAAGUCACCGUGGCAGAAAAACUCCGGGAACGAGGCUAUGCCACUCAUCUUGUCGGGAAAUGGCAUCUCGGCUUUUAUAAAGAUGGCUGCCUUCCUCGACAACGAGGCUUUGAUUCCUUCUUCGGAUUUUAUCUUGGCGCGGAAGAUUAUUUCAACCAUGACUCAACCAUGCAGGGUCACCAUGGCUACGACUUUCGACGAAAUGAAGAUGACGUGUCACGCCAAGUAUCUAGGACAAUACUCGACCAAUUUAUUUGCAGACGAAGCCAGAAACAUUAUUAGAAAUCAUAACCCUGCACAGCCUCUAUUUCUGACACUGUCCUUCCAAGCCGUUCACAUGCCGCUGCAAGUUCCUAAGCAGUACUCGGAUAUUUAUAACGGUGUAUUCGGGAAAAACGAAGACUGGAAAAUCUACGCCGGCAUGCUGACAUCGAUGGACGAGGCCGUUGGCAACGUUACCCGAGCUUUGCGAGAAUCGCCGAUGUGGGACAAUUCAAUCAUAAUAUUUUCAACUGACAACGGUGCCGAUGCUAAAUUCAUCGGUAGCAACUGGCCGCUUAGGGGCGCCAAAGCAACUUUGUUUGAGGGUGGUGUUCGAGGCGUGGGUUUUGUCAACAGUCCGUUACUACACCCAGAAGUACGGGGAGGUAUGACUAAUGGACUUAUUCACAUGAGUGAUUGGUUUCCGACGUUCAUGCAUCUAGCGGGAGGUCUGCCAACUCUAGAUAAGCCACUGGACGGGUUUAACCAAUGGGAUACUAUCAGUCGAGGCAUGGCUUCACCAAGACACGAGAUUUUACACACAAUCGACUCACAAGCCUUGAGACCGGUAGAUCGCGGCAGAGAAAAAUGGUCCACGAAUCCCUACUUCGAUGUAUUCACAUUGGCGGCAAUACGCGUUGGUGACUGGAAACUGUUGACUGGGCCGGCAGGCAACGACAGCUGGAUACCCUCACCAGAGAGCGGAUAUGAGGUCAUAAACCUGAAAAAGUUAUACGGCAAAGUAGUACGAUUAUACAACAUACCGAAUGAUCCGUAUGAACACGACGAUCGCGCUGACGAGUAUCCGGAAGUAGUGGAGGCUUUGCUGAAACGACUGGGCGAAUUUAGUCAGCAGACGGUCAAGCCGAAUUAUCCCGGUGUGAUUGACGUCAUCUACGGUAACCCGGAUCUACAUAACGGUGUAUGGGCACCGUGGGGUUAAAGGUCACCUUCCAGUAUUAAAGAAAAUGCGAAUCAUUGUUUUCGAGGGGAGGAUUUGACCGAUGUACUGACUCAUUACUUCGAGUCAUCGUGUCUUCUAUUACGCUUUAUCUUCACUAUCAUGUUUGCGGUUGUUGGAUGAAUACAAUUGUGUACUGUUUAUUAACUACUCACUGCUAAUUUACUUUGUAAAAAUCGUGUAAAUUUGUAGCUCAUGGUAUGUGUGUUGUACCUAGGGAUUAAACUCUGGUGCACUGAACACAUACCACAUUACGUUCAUACAGUUAGUUUUGUUGAGCCAGGGGAUUGGUGUGUUAUUAAAAAAAAUGAUACACAGAAACAGGAGUCUCUAUCAAAGAAAAAAUGUACGAGAGGAUAGUUCCCUCAGCAAAAACAGCUGUUCAGAAAUUUAAAAAAAAUCUAGUACAGAAAUGUUACAUUGCACUAUUACUUACUUCUAGUAUCAUUUGACUGAAAUCUGUUGCAUUUACAAAUAUCUAACAUAUUUAUUUUUAUUGGGUUACCCAGCCUGAUAUACAACUACAAGAUUUUCUUUUAAUUUUCUUCAACACAAUGUGAAACAUUAUAUUAGUAUGAAUUCUCUUGUACAUAUUUGUAAAUAACUCAAAUAAAUGGUGAAUAGUUAGA